GCUGACGCGGAUUCGGAAGAACCAACGGAACAACCGCGCGCGCGGCGCCGAUGGCGCAAGAGAGGGCCGCGCGUCGCGAUAGUCGGGGGGUAGGGACGGUAACGUCAGCAUGUCGCCGCGCGCCUGGCUAUCGUAUGGUAGAAUCACGGGCGAAUCAAACAUGGCGAUUCGGUCGCUGUUUACGGUGCGAGCAUACGGUUACUAGUGCCGCGUACGGGUGGUGCCAGUACGCGAGUGUGACUCUUCGGCGCCGGUGCGUGAUCGUGCCAUCGCGCAUCAACGGACCCGGGUACGUAUCGCGGGUAUGGAGCUGCACCGGACGGAAACGGCGACGAGGAAAGCGCCGGGCGACGACGUCGAUGAUGGAGUACGCGACGCGAAGGGCGUAGAGGCUGGGCCAACGCCUGCGACGUCAUCGCCUCCGGUCGACGAGCGGGUGCCGCGAUCUGCUGGCGAGAACGCGGAGCGGGACAACGUCGAUUGCUCGAACGGACGGAAUCAUCCCAAGUCACUUACAAACACUUGCGGAAGAUUGGAGAGCGGCAGCGGCAGCGGCGAUCAGGAUGGCGGUCAGCACGAGGACGGAACGGACAUUGCGGCGAAGAAGAGAAAAACUCGGAGAGGCAAGCCCAAGCACAAGAAAUUAAAGCCGUACUCGAAGCAGCUGUCUUAUCCGCAACAAUUGCGGAGCAGGUGCAUCGGUAGGAUCGCCAAGACCAGCAGGCAACCACCAGCCUUGUACAACACCACGCAAUUUCUCAUGGCCGAUCACAGCGAUCUGCCUGAUCUCGAGCAGAAGUUAUCGGAAGCUGCGUCACUGGAAGUACCUGCUAUGUUUCAAAAGCCAACGGCGCCGUCGCGCACUCGCGAUUCUAGUUUUAGCGUGGACUCCGACGAGGAUUACUUCUACUCGUCCCCGGAGGACGAGGAGGAAUUUCUGACGAAGGAAUUCUCAACCGCGUACGAGGCCGUUCACGAGGAGCGAUUGAGCACGUUGACGAAGAUGGAAUUGAUACAGGAGUACAGGCACUUGGAGGCCAAGAUGGACUCGUUAACGAAAAGAUUGCGUAAUAAGGGCAUUCAUCAAAUGGAGGAAAGGGAUUCGGAGAAUAAAAACGUGUCCGCCACGGACGCUGAGAUAGCGAAGAAAUUGAAGCUGUGUCAACAGCGGAUCGACGAUCUGCUGCAACAGAAUGAGCAGCUGAGGCGGGAGAACGAGAUGUUACGUACUGAGAAGAGAUUACGCGCGAGCAGCUCCGAAUCGAGUGUCGACAGUGAAAGCGACAGCGACAGUUCUAGUAAUAGCAACCAAAGUGGAUGUAGUUGCUCUCUCUCGAGUCCAGUAACGUCUCCUAAGCAUACCUAUAAAUCUAGAUUAGAUAAUAAUGUAAGAACAGAUAACAAAAGCGAUAGCUGCGAUACUAGCCAAAGUGGAAGUCCCAGAACAUCUAUAACGCCCACUAAUUUCUCCAACGGUCACAUAAUUCUGAACGAAACCGGUAGUUUGCCCACGUAGAUUUCGUGAAAUUGCUGCUUGAUAUACACCACGUAUUGAUAUUACGUUCGAUAUUAAACAAAAUUUUCAUGUAAGUCAGGCAGGCUGCAUCCAUUCGAUAUAAUAUCGAUACAACAAUUGUAACAGAAGCAGAUUUCUUCAGUCGGUUUUGUUGUGAUCAAACGACACAUUUGAUCUUUCUUCUAAGAUACUUCGCUAAAUCUCGUUAGGCUGUAUCGUUCAAUAUCUCCCUCCCCCCCCUCCCCCCCCCCGUUACUAUCUCCUGGUCCAAUCUUCUUUCUCCUGAGACUGUAUAUACGUACAGUCGCGCGGAUACAUAUAUGUAUGUAUAACAAUAUAAAUAUAGGAUUAAUGCUCUAUAGGAGAACUACUCGCAUCUGUUUGUGCUAUUUUGUUAUCUGCUUGGCGAAAUAUUUACCAUACCUAUCAUGUAUUUGCUUCUAUCUCCUGUUUACUCUAGUAUCGUAUAUAAUGGAAUUUAUGUUUUUCAGCCUGAUUUUUUUUCCUUUUUUUUUGUUCUCCCUUUCGCGUACUGCCAAUUACAAGAGUUAUGUUUGCAAAUAUAGGUCUACAGACCAUCAACUAACGCGGACCUAUGUACAUACACGCAUGGGUGAGAAGCGGAUUCUUUUAGACCCAUCAGAAGUAUUAUAUGUAUUAUAUAUAAAAUUAAUAUGUAAUAUUGUCAAAUGUGAUGACCUAUAUUGUAGGAGGUUAAAAAUCUUUGUACAAUUGUAUAGUUUUAGUCAGUAAGACGAAAUGUUAGUUUAUGGUCUGAAAUUGUAAGAUACGCAAAAGUGUUUUUCGCAUUUCCGAUUUUUAAUAAAUUUUAUGUUUUUGCUCCGA
Molecule: messenger RNA, 2362 nt
Organism: Wasmannia auropunctata (little fire ant)
Lineage: Eukaryota; Metazoa; Arthropoda; Insecta; Hymenoptera; Formicidae
Product: protein HEXIM-like
Exons: 2
Coding region: 305-1516 (403 amino acids)
Biological process (GO): negative regulation of transcription by RNA polymerase II; negative regulation of cyclin-dependent protein serine/threonine kinase activity
Cellular component (GO): nucleoplasm; nucleus; cytoplasm
Molecular function (GO): 7SK snRNA binding; cyclin-dependent protein serine/threonine kinase inhibitor activity
Source: RefSeq, a predicted model, not a curated record